Messenger RNA from Eurytemora carolleeae, 1366 nucleotides. RefSeq names its product monoacylglycerol lipase ABHD12. The coding region runs from base 17 to 1000 and encodes 327 amino acids. Gene Ontology annotation, biological process: phosphatidylserine catabolic process; monoacylglycerol catabolic process. Gene Ontology annotation, cellular component: endoplasmic reticulum membrane. The transcript has 7 exons. The record is from RefSeq and is a predicted model, not a curated record. Gene Ontology annotation, molecular function: monoacylglycerol lipase activity; phosphatidylcholine lysophospholipase A1 activity. Lineage: Eukaryota; Metazoa; Arthropoda; Copepoda; Calanoida; Temoridae.
CUUAACAUAGUUAUAAAUGGUUAUAAUGAUAUCUCACACAUUCUGUAUUUCAGAUAAAAUGGGGGAUAAAAUAGGGGAGAUUGUGAAAAAAAUAAUAUUCUGUCCAUUUGUUCAAUAUCCACCUCUACCCCUGGUCCCUGAUCUAUCGGAUCCUGCCAAGUUUAAUGGAUCAGGUUCUCCUGCAUUUGAUCUAACCAACACCACUCAUCUCUUCAUCACUUCACCGAAAGACUCUACCGGAAGUUCCCGGAUUGGAGCAUGGUACUUCCUGCCUGAGAAGUCGAGUGGACGGGUUGAACCUCUUCUUGAAACGGAUACUCUUAUACUGUAUCUCCAUGGAAACAGUUACAAUAGAUCUCAGUCCCACAGGGUUGGGUUGUAUAAGCACCUGAUCCGACAAGGAUUCUACGUCCUAGCAAUAGACUAUCGCGGGUUCGGAGAUUCUAGUCCUGUAAACCUCUCGGAGAAAACUGUAGUAGAGGACGCAAGAGCAGCGCUAGGAUGGAUUUCUGAUAAACUCGGAGAUAAAGCUAAGAUUAUUGUAUGGGGCCAUUCUCUUGGGAGCGCCAUCUGUGCACACACUGUUGCAGAAUUUGACCUGGAAACUGGAGGAUCCUCAACAGUAUCCGGGGUCAUCUUGGAGUCUCCUUUCAAUACUAUGGCUCAGGAGAUUCUCAGCUUUGGUUUGGCUCGAAUGUUGUCAUACUUAACUGAUAUUCCUCAGCUGUUGGAGAAAUCUGAUCUUCUCUUUGAAUCCGAAAAAUGGCUGCCUGCUAUCAAAUGUCCCGUCCUGAUUCUCCAUGCCGAAGACGACAUUAUCGUUCCGUUCGAACUGGGGCUAAAACUAGAGGCUGAAGCAAGGGAAGCUGGAAAAAAUAAUAUCAGGUUCAUAAGCUUUCCCAAAGAGGAGAGAAGGGGACACAAUAAUAUAUACUUAUCAGACAACCUGGCUAGCGCUGUGAAAUCCUUCACGGAACUAGACUGUACAUCUAAAAAGUAAAAGAGAAAGUUUAAGCAAAUAAAGCUUAAUUAGUAAUUACAAUGGAAACCGAUCAAUGGAAAUAAUUCCCUUCUACUCCCAUCACAACCCUUCUAGGGAUACCUGCUGGGCUUAUCCAAUUUUUGCACAAACCUUGAAUAAUGUUCCUAAACUGUAAUCUUACCUUUAUUAUGUGUUCAAGCCGUAAAAUGUAUAGUAGUGAUUUAAACUGUACUCUAUGUGCUCUAUGUACCCUCUUGUACUCUCGUUAAGAGAGUAACUGACUAAGUGAUUUUCUAUGUAAUUUUUAAUGACCCUUCGAUUAAAGAGUACAUUAAUGUUUCACACCUGCAUCUACGCGCUCUCACUGCAACAAUACAUCAGGCU